ACAUAAUAGGCAAAUCAAAUUUUGUAAAACAUUGCACUUUUAUAAUAGGUAUAGAGGUAUAGAUUGAUCAAAUAUAAGAUUAAUUAAUUGUAUUUUUAUUCGAAUUUCUCCAACUCAACCGUGAUAUGAAUCAAACGAAGUUAAUAAUUUAGUUCAAAUGAUACUAUUUUUAUUUGUCUAGGCUAUUCUUAAACAAUAUUAAAUCUCAAACUAGUAUUUGAAAUAGAUUCCAUUGUGAUAAAGUCCAAAAUGUCUCUUUUUAACUCUUUUUUUUCCCGUUAUUUCUUUGAUAUAAAUGUACUUUUAUUUAUUCUGGUCACGAGGGAUUGUGGCCAUGCAACAACUUGUACAUUUGAUUAAGACAAUAUGAGCUUGCAAGACCACUUAAGCUUUCUGCGAGCAACUAGUCAAUAAGUUGCAAAUUUAUCUCAUCUUAUCUGUUAAUACCCAUUAAUUCUUCUCCACGUAUAUGUACUAAUCUCCAAUUAAUAUACAGACAAUUUUGUUUUAGUUGUCUUUUUUGUAGAAUAAAUUAAGCCACCUGUUUUUAAUAUUGAUUCCAUAUGGAUCCUAUCUUGCAAUUGAGAAGUAGGAAAUUGGGCAGAAUCUUCUUUUCGAUCAGUAGUCGGCUUUCUUGAGAGGGAGAGAGAGAGAGAGAGCUUGUUUAUGUACUAUAUAUAUGCAUUAUUUUUGUAAGAUGAAGAAAGAAACUAAGAAACUAGCUAAAGAGAGAGAGAGAGAGAGAAAAAAAAGAAAGAAAAAAGAAACCAUCAAUAUAUAGUUAGUGGGGAAGAAUGGUGGGAGAAACAGUAGAAAAGAAACUCUACAAUACGGCAUCAAAAGGGGAUCUAACAACACUUCAAACACUGCUUCAAGAAGAUCCCUAUCUUGUUGAAAGUGUCUCAUUUGCAUGUUCAAGAAAUGUUGUGCACAUAGCAGCACUGCGGGGGCAAGCAUCCAUUGUUGAAGAGGUGCUGAACAUCAACCCACAGCUAGCUCGAAAUUUGGACUCCGAACAAUCAUCGCCUCUUCACGUUGCAGCAGCACAAGGGAACAUUGUGAUAGUGAGAAAGUUGUUAUCAGUAGCCCCGGAGGCGUGCUGGUGGCGAGACUGUCAUGAUAUGAACCCGAUUCAUAUUGCAGCCAUGAAUGGGCAUGACGAGGUGUUGAAGGUGCUGCUUGAAGAGAGUCAUUUGCCUGCUAUGGAGAGACUGCAUCGCGGGCAGACUGUGUUUCACCUGUGUGUGAAACACGGUCAGCUUAUGACAUUGAAGGUUUUGGUGGAGAAAUUGGGAGAGCUUGUGCAUGCAAAGGAUGAUGAUGGGGAGACACUCUUGCAUUUGGCUACAAGGUCCAAUCAGCUUGAGAUUGUAAAAUACUUGGUGCAACACAAAAUAACGAGGACGCAAACACCGAAUUCCAUGGGCAAGACAGAGCUGAAAAUCUUGCGUGAGAGUAAGAGCCCUGGAGACAAAAGUAGAUAUUCAGAAAUCAAAAACAUGUUGAAAAAAUUGCCAGAUCCAACAAAGAUGUUACCCGCCCGGAUGGGCGAAUCCGUUUUGGUGGUCCUAGUCCUAAUAGCCACCAUGGCAUUCCAGGCGGGUAUCGCCCCCCCGGGCGGCGUAUGGGAUGAAAACAAGAACACAACCAUAGGUGUAUUCAAUAUUACUGUCAGAGCCGGUGAAGCCAUCAUGGAAUCUACUUAUGGGCAAGCGUACAUGUAUGUGUUCGUGGUUUUUAACACCAUAGCUUUCGUAGUAUCUCUCCUCACAAUCUUGCUCAUCAUGACCGGACUGCCAUUCCGAAGCCGUGGUUUCUCCACUUUGGCCAUGAUUUUUAUGUUUGCAUCCGCUUUUAGUGUUUCAGUUAGUUAUACAUUUUCUAUAAUAGCCAUCACUCCCGGAGAAGAACCAUCUGGUUUGAGGUACAUGUUUUUGUCCGUAUACUUCAUUGGAGGUCUAUUUGUUAUCUACUUUUUGGUUAAAGGUCCAGUGUCCGCUAUGAGAGAAUAGAUUCAUAAGGUUUAGUUUGGUCCCUAAUUCUAAUAUUUCAAAUGUAUACUUGCUUUUCAAGCACCAAUAUGUAAUAGUAUGUGUAAUAUGGAAUGUUUCAAACUCUAGUCUUUUUCCUUUUUUGUAAUGAGUGAGAUGAAUAAAAGUUGUGGAGAACCUGUUUAUGAAAGAAAA
Molecule: messenger RNA, 2186 nt
Organism: Salvia miltiorrhiza (redroot sage)
Lineage: Eukaryota; Viridiplantae; Streptophyta; Magnoliopsida; Lamiales; Lamiaceae
Product: ankyrin repeat-containing protein At5g02620-like
Exons: 2
Coding region: 795-2012 (405 amino acids)
Cellular component (GO): plasma membrane
Molecular function (GO): protein phosphatase 1 binding; protein phosphatase regulator activity
Source: RefSeq, a predicted model, not a curated record